AUGCGGCAACACACGGACGGUUUUGCCUUCAGGUAAGGCUAACAAGUUGUAGCAUGUACUCUGUAGAUGUAGCAAAUGUGGGACUAAAAGGGCCCUCAGAACAGCCUCAGUGUUUGAACGAAGCCACCUAACAUUACCAAAGGCAAUAAAGGCAGCCCUCACUAUUCUGGAAGGAUCUCAACUUACUUGCAGCAUUGUCAUUGCUAUAAUUCAACCCGCGAAAGCUGUUCACAGUCUUGCCCGAGGCGACAGCCACAGCGUGAAUCCUAACUCAUGA
Messenger RNA from Spirometra erinaceieuropaei, 277 nucleotides. NCBI's taxonomy places the organism in Eukaryota, Metazoa, Platyhelminthes, Cestoda, Diphyllobothriidea, Diphyllobothriidae. The record is from the annotation of a GenBank genome assembly.